AUGUGGAAUGAAGCUCGUAAAUUAAAUCACCAGGAAGUUGUGGAAGAAGAUAAAAGACUUAAAUUACCUGCAAAUUGGGAAGCCAAAAAAGCUCGUUUGGAAUGGGAACUGCAGGAAGAGGAAAAGAAAAAGGAAUGUGCAGCUAGAGGGGAAGACUAUGAGAAAGUAAAGUUGCUGGAGAUCAGUGCAGAAGACGCAGAAAGAUGGGAGAGGAAAAAGAAGAGGAAAAACCCUGAUCUGGGAUUUUCAGAUUAUGCUGCUGCCCAGUUACGCCAGUAUCAUCGGUUGACCAAGCAGAUCAAACCUGACAUGGAGGCAUAUGAGAGACAGAGAGAAAAACAUGGAGAAGAGUUUUUCCCAACAUCCGACAGUCUUCUUCAUGGAACACAUGUACCUUCCACAGAGGAAAUUGAUAGGAUGGUCAUAGAUCUGGAAAAACAAAUUGAAAAACGAGACAAAUACAGCCGGAGACGUCCUUACAAUGACGAUGCAGAUAUCGACUACAUUAAUGAAAGGAAUGCCAAAUUCAACAAGAAAGCUGAAAGAUUCUAUGGGAAGUACACAGCUGAAAUUAAACAGAAUUUGGAAAGAGGAACAGCUGUCUAAUCCCUCAAGAACUGUUUAUUAAAGCUUGAGAAUGGAGUGAAAAUUUUUGCUAGCAAAUUCAAGUCUCUGAAAUUUUAUCAGUAAUCCAGAAGUUAGUUUAUGCUUUCCCACUCAGCAUUUAGAAAUAAAAAUGUUGUUUCUUAAACGUAUAUAUUUCCACAUUUUUGUGCUUGGAUAUAAGAUGUAUUUCUUGUAGUGAAGUUGUUUUGUAAAAAUCUACUUUGUAUAAAUUCUAAUUAUAUUAUUUUUCUAAGUAUUUUAAAUAUGUGUAACUAUUUCAUCAUUGAAGCAUUUGGGGUUUAAGGAUUGCUGGCAGCAUACACUAAAUGCAGUCAUGCUGCUUUGAAUUUUGAAUUUGAUAAUGUCUAGACUCGGGAGCCAUUUGGAAUUGAGGAGUCUGAAGCCAAGGGGUUGUGGGCCCGAGGGAGAUAGCAGUGGCUGCCAGAGGCGGGGCUGCUUAUGACCAUGUUCAGGGAAUAGUAGAACUGUCCUCCCCUAUGGUUGACUGUGUACAGUUCCCUUUUAACAAGCAAUAAAAUGCUUUGGAUUAGAA
Microcebus murinus (gray mouse lemur) is the source of this 1159-nucleotide messenger RNA. Lineage: Eukaryota; Metazoa; Chordata; Mammalia; Primates; Cheirogaleidae. The record is from RefSeq and is a predicted model, not a curated record.